Marasmius oreades (fairy-ring Marasmius) is the source of this 1785-nucleotide messenger RNA. RefSeq lists its product as uncharacterized. Gene Ontology annotation, biological process: transmembrane transport. The transcript is spliced from 4 exons. Bases 146 to 1690 code for a protein of 514 amino acids. NCBI's taxonomy places the organism in Eukaryota, Fungi, Basidiomycota, Agaricomycetes, Agaricales, Marasmiaceae. The record is from RefSeq and is a predicted model, not a curated record. Gene Ontology annotation, molecular function: transmembrane transporter activity. Gene Ontology annotation, cellular component: membrane.
UGAUGGGAUCGCGGGAUUGCGAGGAUCUGCCAUGCGCAUGUCCUUCCGCUCAUCGGGCAAUUCCUUAUAAGCGUCCGAUCUUUACUUUACCGUCCGUCUCCUCCCUUUCCCCCCCAAGUGUAUCCCCACAAAAUUGAUAAGCAGGAUGGCUACGACAGAACCGGCGAAAACAGACAAACAUUCGUCGGAUGAGGAGAGUUCCAGCGGCAAGGGUACGCUUUCAGAGCAUCACGAGGCUGAAGAGGGUCAUGUCGCGACUGACGAAUAUGGCAAUCCUCUAGUCAAACUCGAUUCUCAAGCGGAAGCCAAACUUCGUAUGAAGAUAGACUGGAUGAUCAUCCCGCCUGUGUCGUUGAUGUACCUUUUCUGCUUCAUCGAUCGCGCCAACAUUGGGAACGCAAGAUUAGCUGGAUUUGAAAAGGAUUUGGGCCUCCAAGGAAACGAUUACAACGCCAUCCUCUCCAUCUUCUAUAUUUCGUACAUUAUCUUCGAAAUCCCCUCGAAUGUCAUUUGCAAAAAGAUCGGACCAGGAUGGUUCAUUCCAGGCAUUACCCUACUCUUUGGUGUGACAUCUAUUGGUACCGCUUUCGUGCACAACAUGGCAGCUGCGUCUGGAGUACGAUUCCUCCUAGGUGUCUUUGAGGCGGGAAUGGUGCCUGGUAUUGCAUAUUACAUGUCUCGCUGGUACCGUCGAAGCGAACUUACCUUUCGCCUCGCACUGUACAUCGUCAUGGCACCACUGGCAGGAGCAUUCGGUGGCCUCUUAGCCUCGGGCAUUCUCAAUCUUUCCCAUUUUGGCAGUCUCCAACGCUGGCGUAUGAUCUUCGCCAUCGAAGGAAUCAUUACCUGCGGCUUAGCCCUCCUUGGCUUCAUCACCCUCACAGACCGUCCCGAGACGGCUCGGUGGCUUAGUGAGGAAGAAAAGAAGCUCGCUAUUUUACGUAUCAAGUCAGAGCGAGUUGGACAAACCGAGGUUCUGGACAAGCUCGACGCAAAGAAGCUUCUACGCGGCAUAUUCAACCCUGUCACCCUCGGCGUUUCCCUUGUCUUUCUUCUAAACAACGUCACCGUCCAAGGGCUGGCGUUCUUCUUACCCACCAUUGUGAAGACUAUCUACCCCACAAAAAGCGUCAUCUAUCAACAGCUUCACACCGUUCCACCCUACGUCGUCGGAGGAUUCUUCACCAUCCUCUUCCCGCUGCUCAGCUGGAAAUUCGAUAGACGGCAAAUCUUCUUUAUCAUUCCUGCGCCCCUGAUGGUCAUCGGGUACAUCAUGUUCCUUGCUUCCAAAGAUCCCCAAGUCCGUUAUGGUGCCACCUUCCUCAUUGCUUCAGGUGCCUUCUCCUUCGGUGCGUUAACCAACGCCCAAGUCUCCGCAAACGUUGUAUCAGACACCGCCCGCGCCUCUGCGAUAGGUACCAACAUGAUGUUUGGUAACAUCGGAGGACUCAUCUCGACAUGGAGCUUCUUACCGUUCGAUGCCCCCGAUUUCAAGAUUGGGAAUGGGUUGAAUCUGGCCACGUCCAGUACGAUUAUCGUUGUUAGUACUGCGAUAUUGUUUUGGAUGUGGGCGGAUAAUAAGAAGAGGAAUGCGAAGAAGGUGGAUAUCAAGGCAGAGUUGGAAGGGUUGGAUCAGAAGGCGAUUCAGGAUCUGGAUUGGAGGCAUCCUUCGUUUAGGUGGAAGCCUUAGGUUGCUCUUUUUUUCUAAAUCUCCGACUUAGGGUUCUAGUUUUUACUUCUGCAUGUCUUGUAUGAACUGUGCAAUUAUUGUUACUUGCUUUGACG